CCCCACGUCCCCUCACGCCCUUCCCUCCCUUCUGACAGAGCCCGGGGUCGCCGGAGUUCGCUCGUCCCCGGCCCCGGCGGCUCCCGGGCCGCCCCCUGCCCGCCCCGGGGGUGUGUCCGGCCGGCCCCGCUGUGGGCGCGGUUCCGCCUCGGCUCUGGCCGGGUGUUGGCCAUGGCCCCGGGGAAGGCCCCGUGCCGGCGGCGCAGCAGCGACUCGGGCGUGGAGCCGGACCGCGGGGCUCUGCCCCGGGACAGGGACCAGCGCACCGCCCUCUCCCAGAAGAAGAAGGACCAGCGCAUCGCGCUCUUCCUCAGCGACUUCGAUCAGCAGGCCAAGGAGCACAUCCAGGAGAUGAAGAAAGAGCUCGAUUCGCUUUUGCAGACAGCGGAGAAGGCGUUUGCGGUGGAGCUGCUGACGAUGCCGGCUGCUGUGAGGAAGAUGAAAAGGAAAGAGGUGCUCGAUUUGCAAGGGCGGGAGGAAGUGGCUCUUGCUGCUGCAGUGACUGACUGCUCUCUAGAAGCUAUGCCAAAUCCCAAACUGGUGAGGACCAACAGCAAAAAAGUUAAGGUAACUACAAUUGUUGAAUAUGAAGAUUCCAAGCAUAGUUCUGCAAAGAAAAUAACUAAAAAAAUUUCCAAAACCAGGUCACUGGUUUCAUUGGCCUCUGGUUUAAGUGGCAAACUGAACUCUCCUUCUAGUGCCACAAAUCUCAAAGCCACUCCAAAGGGAGCUACAAGUGCUGGAUUACAACAGACUGUCUCAAGAACUUUACCUGCCAGUGGAAGAGUUCAAGGCAUGUUAAAAAGAAGUAAAUCAGUACCCCAACAUAAAACUGUUCCAUUUGUAAACAUUCCCCUGGCUGAUGGACAGACACUCUGUACAGCUGGUGGAGACCUCCGUAAUAUCGAUGUGCAACUCCUAAAUCAGGACACAGUACAGCACAUUCAUAACUUGGUGAGUGAGCUGACUGUACUGUGUGGAAAGGCAACACCUAUACCAAGUUAAUAGAACUGUCUUGUGACUACAGAACAUUCGUGACAGCUCUUGCCUGCUGCCUCCAAAGUGUUUAAAUUAUGUCUAUUAUUUCUUAAUAAAGUGCUAUACUGCCCAGUAAAUAUUUUUAUAAGCUUUUA
Molecule: messenger RNA, 1133 nt
Organism: Corvus hawaiiensis (hawaiian crow)
Lineage: Eukaryota; Metazoa; Chordata; Aves; Passeriformes; Corvidae
Product: borealin-2-like
Exons: 10
Coding region: 172-1005 (277 amino acids)
Biological process (GO): mitotic sister chromatid segregation
Cellular component (GO): chromosome, centromeric region; spindle midzone; chromosome passenger complex
Source: RefSeq, a predicted model, not a curated record